Molecule: messenger RNA, 1104 nt
Organism: Micromonas commoda
Lineage: Eukaryota; Viridiplantae; Chlorophyta; Mamiellophyceae; Mamiellales; Mamiellaceae
Exons: 3
Biological process (GO): protein deubiquitination
Cellular component (GO): nucleus; cytosol
Molecular function (GO): cysteine-type deubiquitinase activity; cysteine-type endopeptidase activity
Source: RefSeq, a predicted model, not a curated record
AUGCGCGCGUGGACGCGCGAUACCGCGCUCGCCGCGCUCGAGCCCGUCGAUCUUCGCUGGACCGUCGGCGACGACGUCCCGCCCGUCGGCCGCGGGCUCCGCAACCUCGGCAACUCGUGCUUCCUCAACUCCAUCCUCCAGGCGCUGACCCACACGGCGCCGCUCGCCAAGCUCUGCCUCGCCCGCCGUCACACCGCCAACUGCGCUCUCACGAACGCGCGCGAGCCGUGCGCCUUCUGCAUCAUCGAGCGGCACGCCAUCGCGCCCGAGGAGGUCUUCGGCAACCUCCGCCUGCUCGCGAGGCACUUCGUGCGGGGCAGGCAGGAGGACGCGCACGAGCUCCUGCGCCUGUCGCUGGAGGCGAUGGACGACUCGUGCCUGGCCAACUGCGGCAGGCCGUCGGCGCGCAGGGGCGGGCACAGGGGCCAGUCGUCCGUGGUGUUCGACCCGGAGACGGGCGCGCGGCUCGCACCGCCGACGGCGGUGGAGCGAAUCUUCCAGGGGAAGUUUCGGAACCUGGUCAGGUGCGCGAGGUGCGGGCACGAGAGCAAAACGUAUGACCCGUUUUUGGACGUGUCGCUCGAGCUGCCGGGCCGCGAGGAUCGAUCGAGCCACGGCGGCGGCUACGGGCCGGGGUACCUGCGGGGUUCCGGGAGCGCGCGCGGGAGCGUGGAGUCGGCGCUGAAGAACUUCACCGAGGAGGAGAGGCUCGAGGGUGAGAACGCGUACAGGUGCGAGCGGUGCAAAGAUCUGUGCCCGGCGACGAAGCGCCUCACCAUCCACGAGGCUCCCGCCAUCCUCGUGGUCCACCUGAAGCGUUUCGACCACUACGGCGGGAAGAUCAACUCCCCCGUGGACUUCACCGAGCGACUCACCCUGGGCGGUCACAUGUCCGAGGAUGCCGAGGAAGCCGGGCCCGCGUACCGGCUCUACGCGAUGGUGACCCACUCGGGCAACGACGCGAUCGCCAGCUUCUACGGCGCAGCGACGAACGCGAGCGACGACGAGUGGUACCUGUGCGACGACUCCAGCGUUCGAAGGGUGAACCGCGCGGAUGUUUUCGACGAGCAGGCGUACGUCCUCUUUUACGAGCGAGACGAGGAG